Molecule: messenger RNA, 579 nt
Organism: Leptosia nina
Lineage: Eukaryota; Metazoa; Arthropoda; Insecta; Lepidoptera; Pieridae
Source: the annotation of a GenBank genome assembly
AUGCCCAUGGCGACGAUACAUCCAUACCAAAACCUUGGUGUGAAUCAAAAACUUGCGCAACUACAGAACACGGCGCAAAGACGACUCGCGCCCGCACCUGAUGCUGGAAGAUGCAAGAAGAAAACAUAUCUUCAACAGACGUAUCCAGCGCAACCUGCCUCAGUAGCGAGGAGAAAUGCAAGGGAGAGAAAUAGAGUGAAGCAAGUAAACAAUGGAUUUGCUGCACUUCGUCAACACAUUCCGUCAGCUGUUACAGCAGCACUCGCUGGUGGUAGGGGAUCGUCGAGAAAACUCAGCAAAGUGGACACUCUUCGAUUAGCCGUUGAAUACAUAAGGAGUUUAAAAAAGUUACUAGAUGACAGCGACGAAGGAUGCUCGGAAACACAAAUGAGUUUAGGAUUAAAUACGAGUGACCCACAAACGCCGCCAUUAUCAGAAGAAUCUCAUUCGCCAGCCCCAUCUCUAUUAUCCGAAAGUUCAGCGAGUGCCAAUUGUCACGAACCCUAUGAUUCAUAUGAACCCAUGAGCCCCGAAGAUGAAGAGCUUCUUGACGUCAUAUCUUGGUGGCAACAACAGUGA